Messenger RNA from Strongylocentrotus purpuratus (purple sea urchin), 1245 nucleotides. RefSeq lists its product as uncharacterized. Bases 24 to 923 code for a protein of 299 amino acids. Lineage: Eukaryota; Metazoa; Echinodermata; Echinoidea; Camarodonta; Strongylocentrotidae. The transcript is spliced from 3 exons. The record is from RefSeq and is a predicted model, not a curated record.
UUGCGUUUUCGAACUGUGAAAUCAUGUUGAAUGCUCAAGUUCGGCGUCAGCCGAACAAAAUUAGGAAGCCGUGUUCCACCGAAGAAUCCACGAAAAGCUAUCUGCGCCUUAACGAAGGGCAGAUUGAAGAGCUGGGAAGCGAAUUCAAUGCGUGGAGGGGGGCGGGGCCCCGCGGAAUCGUGAAAUCGGAGCAAAUGGUAAUGACAUUAUUGGAUUAUCUAGCAGGAGGUGGGUACUACCGGCAAGUUGGGAGAAGUGCCGGAUUGUCAACAUCAGCAGCAUUCCGGCACACCCAUCUUGUAGCCGAUUUCCUUUUCGACAUUGCACGGCACCAUAUACAGCUACCACAACAUGACGAAAUGCAACGUUUGUCGUCAGAACUUCGAUAUCCCGAUGGCGAAGUAAAGAAUGUUAUCCUCUACAUUGACGGAUACAUCGCGCGGAUCCAGCGGCCUGACCAUGCGGGAAACGCAUAUUUUUGCGGCAGGCAUGGGAAGUCUUGCGACUCUCUCAAUACCCAGUAUGUAACCGACCAAUUCGGCAAAGUUCGUCACAUCAUUACAGGACUCCCCGGGUCAACCCAUGAUAAGACCGCCACUGAAUGGAGCAGGACCUUCAUGGACUUUCUGGACAACCUCCCGGAUGGAUACAUAACGAUAGGGGACCCUGCCUACAGGAAUCUCCACCGCAACGUUGGUCAUCGGUUCGUGGGACACGGCCUCACUGAUGAGCAGCAACAGUUCAACGAUGAUAUAACAAGACUUCGACAAGUGAUAGAGCGCACCAUCGGGGCGACACAGCUCAAGUGGCGGAUGGCUCAGAUGAAAGAGAACAGGCUCGCAGCUAAAGGAGGGAUUAUCUUUGCGUCAAAACUCAUCGUGUCCAUGGCAGUUCUACACAACCGAUAUACAAAUUACUUAUAAGCUAUCAUUCUCGUAGUUAAGAAACCGUACAAAAAUUUGCGAAUGAAAAUGUACCUUUUCUUUGUCAGUUCAUCUCAAUGAAUGCCGUCACUUCUUCGCUCUCUCUCUCUCGCUCCCUCUCUCUCUCUCUCUACUUCUUAUGCUCAGUGGCGGUUGCAGGAUUUUCCUUUUUUCAAACUUUUUCGGCUAGGGGGGGGGGGGGCGUCGGUUCCCAUGCCUGCUUACGCUCGCCCCCUCCUCUUAGUUCUUAUUCGUCUCCCCUCUCUCUCUCUCUCUCUCUCUCUCUAUCUCUCUCUCCCUCUCUAUGUAUUUAAAUUAUGUA